AUGCACAGUUCCCACAGCCUCCUCCCGCUCCUGCCGCUGCCGUUGCUCCUGCUGCUGACCACCACGGGCCCUGCUGGAGCCCUCCCAGAAUCCGAGAAACGUUUGCUACUGGAGGCACACAACUUCUACCGUUCCCAGACGUACCCACCGGCUGCAAACAUGCUGAAGAUGCUGUGGGACGAUGAUUUGGCCGCCUUCGCCAAGGAAUAUGCUCAGCAGUGUGUGUGGGCCCACAACCCUAAUCGGGGGCAGCGUGGCGAGAACCUGUUUGCCAUCACAGGCGAUAGCAUGGACGUAAAGCUGGCUGUGGCCGAGUGGAACCGAGAGUUCAGUUACUACAACUUCACCACAGGAAGCUGUGAGCCUGGAAUGAUGUGUGGCCACUACACACAGGUGGUUUGGGCCAACUCUGGAAAGGUGGGGUGUGACACCCAACUUUGUGCUAAACUCCAGAAUGUUGAAGAAUCCGAUGUCCACUUUCUGGUUUGCAACUAUGCACCCCCAGGGAACUUUCGUAACCAGAAGCCCUACAAGGAAGGACAACCAUGCUCUGAUUGCCCCACAAACUAUUUUUGUGAGAAUUUCCUCUGCGAACCCAACAGAGGUCCGGAAGAGCCUCAGGAUUUGCCUUUCCCAAAGAUUGAGGCCCAGACCUCCAUGGCAACAGAAGCCUCGAGCUUUAAUAAAUCAAGUGCCCCUUCCUCCCCAGCAACCAAGGCUCCGGCCUUCUUAGUAACAGAGGUUUCAACCUCCCUGGCAACCAAGAGUUUGCCUACUGUACAGACUGAUGCCCCAUCUUCCUUAGAAGGGAAAGAUUCCUUCUCCAUGGCAACCGAGGCCCCACCCAUCUCAACAACUGAGAGGCCAUCCUCUCUGACAACUCACAGUCUCCUCAGACCAGUUACCUCCCCUAAGUCUACCCACGUGCCUUUCCUCACAUCAACGGCCAAAGUUGUCAGCAGGACAACUGUUCCCUCUACAAGUCCAGUGACAUCUUUGUACUCCAAGAUGUCCCUGACAGGGACUCUGCAGCCCCUGUCCUACACCCAAGAGAAAGCACUUCCCAGUGAAAGUUCAGUAUCAGUUUUCCCAAUCCAAGAUGAGCCAGAUAAGCUACAGACCACAUUUGUCCACUUGGGGCACACCUCCUUCAGGUCCCUGCCCCAAGCCCCCAAUAAUUCCAGCCCUGCUAGUGCUCUAGGUGGGCGCACACUAGCCCUGCAGUCAUCCUUGCCAGCUAAAAAGCUUGAAGUUGAGUUAGAGCAUUAUCCCAGCCCUACAGAUCAGAAGCCGGGAGGAUGGAAUCCAGCAGAGCCCAAGCAGGAGAAGCCCAAACAAGAGGAGAUUAAACCCAUUGGACUCAACCCAGUCGGGCUCACGCCAGUCCUGAUAGGACAGAACCAAUUGGCGCCCAAGCCAAACCUGACUGAGAAGAACCAAUUGGGGCCCAAGCCAAACCUGACUGGGCAGAACCAAUUGGCGCCCAAGCCAAACCUGACUAGGCAGAACGCCCUCAAGCAGGAGUCAGAGGAAUCAAACCCCGAAAAGAAGCUGGAUGAGCUGGAGGAGGAUCUAAGUCUGGAAAGAUCUCCUGUGAAAAAGCCACAGCUCUCUGGCAGCGAUACCCCUUGA
Elephantulus edwardii (Cape elephant shrew) is the source of this 1632-nucleotide messenger RNA. RefSeq names its product peptidase inhibitor 16 (gene PI16). The transcript has 7 exons. The record is from RefSeq and is a predicted model, not a curated record. Gene Ontology annotation, cellular component: extracellular region. The coding region runs from base 1 to 1632 and encodes 543 amino acids. Lineage: Eukaryota; Metazoa; Chordata; Mammalia; Macroscelidea; Macroscelididae.